CCAAUGCACGAUUUGGUCAACCCGUCAAGGAAGCUCUUAUCUGACUCCCACGCCUGUAAAGAUCUUUUUACGGAAUUUUCACUCUGACGGACAGCCCAGCUAUCGACGUUGACCCUGUAAGCAAUAUCGAGAAUUGAGAUCCAGCUAUUGGCUGGUUGCCUGCGGGCGAAACACGACUUAUAACUGCGACAGAACAAAAUGGCGUCCCAUAUCAACAUUGACGACGAUGAUGAUCUUCUUGAUAACGACCUUAUUGAUGCGGAUGACGCUGCCAUCGAAGCCGACGAUCCAUUGAAUACAUCCGACACAACACCUUUAACCGGAAACAUCCAAUCAGACAUAAAUGCAGGCUCAUCCUCUUCCUCGCGAGGCGUCGGUGGUAUGGGCGGCUUCUCCUCGAAUUACCUCACAUCCUCUAUCCCCGGCGAAGACCGUCGCGCGCCGCAAAACACCAUCGACGAGACGGUAUGGGAAACACUAUCUCGCGAUCUGUUGGCGGUAUGGGAGAAGAUGAGACAGGUUCUCUGGCCCAAGUAUUUGCUUGGUGGUCUUCUGGUUAGAGGUGGUGGUGGUAUUGGCGGUGCUGCGGAGAGAGGGGAGGCUGCUACAACUCCUACGGCUGCUGGGUUUGGAAGGAAUCUGCGUGGUUUGGUGGGGAGAUGGCCUGAUGCGGAUGUUGUGCUUCAGAGUGGGAUGAGUGAAGGGUUACGGGAUUGGGAUUUAUGGGGCCCUCUUAUUUUCUGCUUACUACUCAGCAUGUUCCUCUCCAUGCGGGCUCAUGGCGAUCAAUCGUCUCUCGUUUUCUCCGGAGUUUUCUCUAUCGUGUGGAUCGGCGAGGCCAUUGUUACAUUGCAGAUCAAGUUGCUUGGAGGAAAUAUCUCAUUCUUUCAAUCUGUAUGCAUCAUCGGAUACACCUUGUUCCCUCUGGUCAUCGCCGCUCUUCUCAGUGCAUUGGGUCUCCCGAUGAUUGUGCGAAUCCCAGUCUACCUCGUUCUGAUUGCGUGGUCUCUCGCCGCUGGAGUCAGUAUUCUCGGUGGCUCAGGGGUCCUUCGCAAUCGCGUUGGUAUUGCUGUCUACCCAUUGCUCGUCUUCUAUAUUUCGAUUGGCUGCCUCUGCUUCAUCAGUUAAGCAACCGCUUUCAAUUGCUUUGCUGUCUAUGUAUCAAUCUCUUGAUCACCAUCAGGAGAUACCCUUAUGCGACCUUUGAACAGACCUUUAUCUGCCAUAUUUAUGUUUGUAUCUCAUCCCGUCCAUAAUAUGUAUCAUGUAUAAGUAGUCCG
Molecule: messenger RNA, 1280 nt
Organism: Talaromyces stipitatus ATCC 10500
Lineage: Eukaryota; Fungi; Ascomycota; Eurotiomycetes; Eurotiales; Trichocomaceae
Product: Yip1 domain protein
Exons: 4
Coding region: 199-1128 (309 amino acids)
Biological process (GO): endoplasmic reticulum to Golgi vesicle-mediated transport
Cellular component (GO): membrane; trans-Golgi network
Source: RefSeq, a predicted model, not a curated record